Messenger RNA from Cololabis saira (Pacific saury), 2102 nucleotides. RefSeq names its product pentatricopeptide repeat domain 3 (gene ptcd3). Lineage: Eukaryota; Metazoa; Chordata; Actinopteri; Beloniformes; Belonidae. Gene Ontology annotation, biological process: mitochondrial translation. The transcript is spliced from 23 exons. The coding region runs from base 6 to 2000 and encodes 664 amino acids. Gene Ontology annotation, cellular component: mitochondrion. The record is from RefSeq and is a predicted model, not a curated record. Gene Ontology annotation, molecular function: ribosomal small subunit binding; protein binding; rRNA binding.
CCAACAUGGCGGCCUGCAGUCCCCAUGUACUGUACUGCGCUCGGACAAGGGGACGGUUUCUAAGGUGGAAUCUGGAAUACCUGUGGAGAAACAGGAACUUUGGAUGGACACCAGCUCUGCGACAACAAGCUGCAGAUGUUGUUAAAGAGUCAACGGAGGCUAUUGUCAUCCCCAAGAAAAAAACAUGGAGCGGAGUGGCCGUGCUGGAGGCUCUGGCCUCCACCGUCAGCAGGGAUCCUACAGCAUAUCCAUACCAGUUCCAGGAUGAUCCAUUCCUCUCUCCCAGGACCUCUUCUGAGUUUAAGCUGUUCUCUCUCUCCCAGGAAUCGGGCAGAGCUGCAGCCAGAUAUUUCGUCAACAGCAACCCUAAGUUCUUCACCAAAGACUUUGCAGAGCCGCAUAUACCGUGUCUGAUGCCGGAGACUCUGGGCCUGUGCACCGAGGAAAUGAGUGAGAAGGCACUGAAGGAGAUAAUCAGCCUGAGAAGAGUUACAGCUGCUGUUGACAUGUACGACCAACUGCUUCAAGCUGGCACGGCAGUGUCCAUGGAAACCACCCAUGAUCUGCUGGACCUCAUCUGUCUGGAGGGUGACAGAGACCCGGUCCAGGAGGGAGAACCACAGAACGCAGAGGAGGCAGGAGAGGAAGCGAGGAAGAGGAGGGUGAAGGGACGCAGAGCAGCAGACCUGGUCAAGGUCAGCUGGAAAGAAAACAACAACGCAGAGAGAAUCUUCAACCUGGUGCCGGAGAGAGACACGCGCUGCUACUCUGCUCUCAUCAGAGGAAUGGUGAAGCACGGAGCCUCUGCCAAGGCGUUCAGCACGUACACAGAUAUGCUCAACAACAGGCUGACAGCUGAUGUCCACAUCUUCAACGCUCUGAUCUCAGCAGCUCCAGAUCUCAGAGACAAAUAUAAUGAAAGAUGGGACCUCGUCGUUGAGCUGCUCAACCAGAUGACUCAACAGAAAGUUCGUCCCAACCUGCUGACCUUCAACUCUGUUCUCAAAGCUCUGAGAAAAUGCGGCUAUUUGGCCAAAACACACGCUCUCCACGCGCUGAACGAGAUGAAGAUGCUUGGGAUUGCUCCCAGCCUGGCCUCCUAUGACAGCAUCCUGGCAGUCUUUUACAAAUUAGCGGCGUCUGGCCCCAGCAACACUGACAUCUUACAGGAAGUGAUGACAGAGGUAGAAGGAACCAGCUUCACCUGCCAGGACCCUAAUGAUGUUAUGUUCUUCGCCAGUGCAAUGAGAAUAUGUCUGGAUAGUAAAGAUCUGGAGCUGGGCUACAAAGUGCAGAGUCUGGUUGAGGUGGGGGAGAACUGGCGGCUGCUCGGAGACCCGUUUCAGCAGAGCAUUUACUACGGCCGCUUCUUCAACCUGCUGUGUAUGAUGGAGCACGUUGACAUCGUGUUGAAGUGGUACAGACGGCUCAUCCCCUCGUUGUUCUACCCCAACUCUCAGGGGAUGAGGGACCUGUUGCAGUGUCUGGACGCAGACGGACGUCUGGAUCUGCUGCCUACUAUAUGGAAAGAUAUCAAGUCUCUGGGUCACGACGGCCGGCCGGAGCUGAUGGAGGAGCUGCUCAGCCUCAUGUCCAGAGACACACACAGUCCUGAGGUCCAGGAGUCUUUUGCUAAAUGUGCUUCGGGUAUAAUGAGUGUGUUUGAGGAGAAGCCCGGGUUGGAGUGGAACACGUCCUCGCUGUCACAUGUUACCACGCUGCUGCUGCGAGCCGACAAGACCCAGCCAGCCUGGGAGAUGCUACAGCUCUUCAAAGCCAAGAACAGAGUUCCUUCUGAGGAGUUGAUGAACAACUUCCUGUCAGCGUGUCAACGCAGCGGUUCUUCCCAGAGAGCAGUCGAGCUGGUCCAACUGUCUGCAGCUUUCUGCUUACCGGCCACCUCCAGUCUGGCAACGAGAACAAGCAACGAGUUUGAGUUAACGGAGGAGCAAAGAGCCGUCCUGUCUGAACUGGAGGCUGCAGCCGAGCCGUGUGACUGAAGGAGACGACGCCGGGCGGGAAUCCUUCAUGCUGCUAUCGUAAACCAUUGUCUCUACUUGUCUUCCUGAGCUGUGUAAUAAAAACUUGUGAUAUCAACGUAA